This is a messenger RNA of Aureobasidium uvarum, 759 nucleotides long. The record is from the annotation of a GenBank genome assembly. NCBI's taxonomy places the organism in Eukaryota, Fungi, Ascomycota, Dothideomycetes, Dothideales, Saccotheciaceae.
AUGGAGAAUAUGUUCAACCUACAAACCCUGACAUUGGGCGCAAAAAGCAUCACCUACCAUGCUUCUUUCAAACCAGUCAGUCCCAACGCGACUUCGCGAGGAGAACUAGUAUCGCCAUCUUCGCAGAACAUCGUGGCCGACGGUCCAGUCCCUGGUAUCAUCAUCAACACAUUGCCGAUGUUUGACAUAUUCAAGAAGGCCGCCAAGUAUGUUACAGACACGAAAAGUGGUGCACUCCCACAUGCACCAUGGCAACAACAAUCAGACUAUGCUGCAAUCCAGGCCGAUAUCCUGGAGUUGGAAUCGAACUUCUAUCCAGAAUAUAGAUUUGACAGAACAAAGAUGACACAGCAUUCCAAGGAGGCCAUCGAGCAGAACUGGGCUUUCUGGAGCUGCUGGUUGGUGAACCAGUUCAUGUAUCACACGAUCCAUAUGCUGCUUAACCAUCCCUUCCUCAUAUCGCUGCGUAUAGCUGCUGCUGGAAGAUGCCCCAGGACCUUCAGUCAGUCGACUUCGGACCAAGUGGUCGUGCACUCGAACUGGAUCAUCCGUCUUUUGGACCUUCUCGAGGAGAAGGAUGUCAAUGUCUCGGACCCGUUCUUGGCUUACUGCAUCUCGGUCGCCAUUACAGUCUUUAUCCACUAUCGCAAUGCAGAGAUACAAAGUUUACGACAGAAUGCCGAGAAGGGAUUGUUCAAGGGCCGACAAGAACUGGGGGAGCUUUCAUCGCUGCUCAAAAACGUCGAACGCAUGGUAUGA